This is a messenger RNA of Folsomia candida, 794 nucleotides long. RefSeq lists its product as uncharacterized. The coding region runs from base 95 to 385 and encodes 96 amino acids. The transcript is spliced from 3 exons. The record is from RefSeq and is a predicted model, not a curated record. NCBI's taxonomy places the organism in Eukaryota, Metazoa, Arthropoda, Collembola, Entomobryomorpha, Isotomidae.
CCUCUACCUUGGCCACACACAUUUUUACUGCACAUCGUACACACCGCUUGCUAUUGAUCCGUCCGCGACAACGACACGGACGACGACGACGACGAUGGAGGAAGGCGACAAGGACGCUGUAGGCUCCACAUCGCAGGAGCCAAUGGGGAGCAUAGGACCGGAAUGUACAGAAUUAAAGGUCGCCUAUGACACAUGUUUUAACGCCUGGUUUGCUGAUAAAUUCCUCAAAGGUCAAAGUAAACCUGGUCUGGAUUCGUGUGACGCCCUGUUAGCUGCGUACACUUCCUGUGUAAAGAAAGCCCUUAAAACGCGGCACGUCGACUUGGAAGAGAUUGCCCAAAGUCAUCUAGGAACUGAUAAGGAGCGCAAGAAACCAACCACAUAGUCAUUCGUAUUAACUAAUAAAUAGUGAAUUUAAUGAAGGUACUCAUUACGAGUUUGGAUCGUAACAUAAGUUUUAAAAAAUGUGAAUUAAAUACUAGGCUUGGAGAUACGCAAGUUCGCAAAAGUAAAUUACGAUGCAAACUCAGAAUGAAUACCUUCAAUAAUAAGAAUGUAAUAAUAAUAACAAUAUGAAAUUAUCAGGAUUUUUAGUAGAACUAUUUUUAUUUCAUUAUUAUCAUCACUAUCAACAUUAUUGUUCUUUCAUUAUACUUUAGAUAUAAUAGAUUAUCACUGUAAUUUGUUUAUAUUUCUUUUAUAAAAUAGAGGCCGUUCAGCUUAAAUCUUGUCAAUAAGUUUCUACUACGACACUGAUAUAAGAAGAAUAAAUAGAUUACAUUCAUCUCGUAUAA